AUAACGACUUUCUUAUCUUGAUAAUGUACAAACUUGUAUAUACAAACUUUGCAAAAUUAAAAAUGAGGUCGACAGGACUUUAUUUUGUUCUCUGUACAAUAUUAACUGUUGUCUUGACACAGUCAACAUCCCCAGCUUGUGAUGAUAUUGACACUACAGCAUGCAAACUUAUGGUUUCCCAAAGACCAGACCUUUGCUCAGAUAUAACACUUGCUAAGUCAGUGUGUGCUAGGUUCUGUAAAUUAUGCCCGGUCGAAUGCUACCAUUGUAAUGCGACUGUGAUGGACUAUCACCUCUGUAAUACAACAAUGCUUUGUCCGGAAGGAGAGGUUUGUAUGAGGAAGGAGUUGAAAUCGUUCAUUGACGGCCAUCAUGAGUAUCAAAUGACGUGCGAGGCUAAACAGAUUUGUGAUGGCGGAAGUGAUCUUUCUAUCCCGUUUGGAAAACGUGGCGUAAAGCAGCGUGAUAUCUCGAUCACGUGCUGUGCGGAAGACUUUUGUAAUUACCCUGGUGGUCCACAGCCGUCGUCUUCAUCAGGAUGUCCAAAGGAUAUCUAUUUUCUCGUUGACGGAACAUCACAAGUUGUACACAAUGAACAAACGAACUUGAUAGGUGCUUUAUUAGCAAUAGCAAAACGUCUCGAUAUUGGCAUGACGGAAAAUCUCGUAGCACUUUACAUGUAUGACCAGACCCUGCAUGAAAAGAUUGGGCUUCAACAAAGCACUGAUGAGGCUAGUUUGAUAUCCAACUUGCAGUAUGUGACACUGGACGGUCAAGUUCGAGGACAUGAUACAGAUGGAGCUAUUCAAGACUUAGUGAACCAUGCACUAGUACCAAAGGCUGGGGACCGCUCUAGUUUUCCGGAUGCUGUUGUGCUCAUCACCGAUUCAAGAACCGCACAAUUAGUUCAUCUUAGCAUCAGUCAACAAAGAGAACUUCAAGGCGCAAGUCAUGACGUCAUUGUAUUGAGCGUCGGGCCUCGUUUGAAUACGCUUUGGGGUGGAUUAGCUGGUUUGGAUGGUGAAAAUACAAUAGCGACAGAUAAAACACACGUGAUACACGUCGACAAUUUGCAUAGUCUUAUGAAUUUGGUUGAUUCACUUGCAGCUUUAUUAAACAAAUGUUAACUGUAUUUCCUAUAAGCAAAUGCGUUUAGAUAAUAUAGUUUGCUUGUAAGGCUUUAAUGUGAGUUUAGUUGUUCACUUUAAAUAUCAAACUAUCUAAUAUCAAACUUUCUUCUAGUGUUAAUUCAAAUUCAAAUAAAGCUACCAAAUUAAGA
Ruditapes philippinarum (Manila clam) is the source of this 1279-nucleotide messenger RNA. RefSeq lists its product as uncharacterized. The transcript is spliced from 6 exons. The record is from RefSeq and is a predicted model, not a curated record. NCBI's taxonomy places the organism in Eukaryota, Metazoa, Mollusca, Bivalvia, Venerida, Veneridae. The coding region runs from base 24 to 1127 and encodes 367 amino acids.